Messenger RNA from Candoia aspera, 4326 nucleotides. It is a transcript of the gene SEL1L3, whose product is annotated as SEL1L family member 3. The record is from RefSeq and is a predicted model, not a curated record. Gene Ontology annotation, molecular function: protein binding. The transcript has 23 exons. Lineage: Eukaryota; Metazoa; Chordata; Lepidosauria; Squamata; Candoiidae. Bases 150 to 3221 code for a protein of 1023 amino acids.
UGGGAAGGGAAACAUUGCUGACCACACCAAUAACCCCUGAAGCUGACCAUGUGACAUUUUCUGAGGAUUUUAUUCAUCUGAAUGUUUGGAACAAAACGGUGCGCGAUGGUACUGGAAUUUCCGUUGCCUAUUUUUGCUCAAAGCCUUGCAUGAUUACCCUAGAAGCUAUAGCUUCACUGGAAUUCAGGAGUCCUGUAUCAGUGUACAAGAAAAUGUGGGAAGGGGACCAGAAUCAAACGGUCAGCUUGACAUUUCCGGAUCGUAUGGUCUUCAGAGAUGAUUAUCUUAUUAAACGAUCCAUAAUUGUACAUUGGGUGAUACUCUAUGCCUGGAUUACACAUAAAGAGGCAAUGCUUCUCCAUUCUUCACAAGCAGAAAGUUACUGGCGUGCAAUUGCACGGGACUAUAGUUUUUUGGAUCCAGUUCCACCUUUUCAACGACCGUACAAGGAGCAUAAGGUGUGCUUGACGUGGAGCAUGGAACAUACAUGGAAACUCCAAGCCAACAGGGUACCUCGGUGUCCCCACGAGAACGACAUAGUUGAAAUCCUCAACUUUCCAUAUGCAUCCAGCGGAGAGGCGACAGGAAUUGUGAAGAAAUUUCAGAAAUUUAAAAACAGAGAACUUGAAGCAGUCCGGAAGCAUCACAUUAAUUAUCCAAGCUUUACUCUGUUGGUCUGGCUUUAUUUACUGCGUUACUGUGAAAGAUCGUUGUGCGGCAUACUGUAUUUCAUUGAUUCGGGAGAAAUGUAUGGCACCCCUGCUGUAUUUCUAACUAAUGAAGGUUAUCUUCACAUCCAAGUGCACCUCGUCAAAGGAGGAGACCUUGCAGGGAAGACCACCUUCCGCCUUCCUCUGAAGCAGUGGUUUCGACUUGAUCUCUCCAUUAACGGAGAAGAGAUAGACAUAACCAUUGUUGGGAAGAAUAUGAGUAACUAUCAACGUCAAACUUUUAAUUUUCAGGAAGAUUUCUAUUAUGACGACACUGAUGGUUAUUUGGUUUUUGGUGGUAGCGGAUACAUAUCGGGAAUCAAAGGAUACUUUGGAUCAGUGAAAUACUACCGGCUUAACAACUUAGAGACCAAAAGAUUUUCUAACCCGUUCUCCAACAAAGAAAUUUCAGAAAGAAUUGAGCAGUACUAUCAGAAAUGUGCUGAUAUCCAGAGGGGAGUAUCCCAAUAUGGAUUCUCAUUGAAAUAUUUUGAAAAAAAUCAACAGUGCCCUCUUGACAACUAUUAUUUGGAACUGAACAACAAAUACAAAAGCACUCUGAAGUGUGCUGCUUUUGACUGGGGGAAAGAACUAAGAGAAAAAUAUCACAGCAUGCUUGAAGAGAUGGAGGACAGGAGUCUAUAUUUUCCAGAAGUAUCUGAACACAAGAAGGAUAUAGCAUUCAAAACUGGACACAGGUUAUUUGAGGCAGCUGCUCACAACUUAUCAAGAACGGAUGGUUUGCUUUAUAUCAAUUCUUCCAUCUUGGCCCUGAUGGAUUCCAGCCAUUGUGGAUAUUCUAGAGCUUCUUAUGCUCUUGGUGUCAUCUUUGAAAUUGGACUAGGUGUAUCUCCACACCCCGUUCAGGGAUUGCUCUACAGCUUGGUUGCAGCUCAGGAAGGUGACCGGCUGGCUUUGAUGAAUCUUGGCUAUAAGCACUACCGAGGCAUUAAUAAUUAUCCACAGGAUCUUGAGGUCUCCUAUGCUUACUAUAGUGAUGUGGCUCUAAAGACACCACAUGAUCAACAUACUGGAGAAGGAGAUCAGGCAUUUGUUGAAGCAAUCAGGCUUCAGGAUGAUGAGUUAUUAAAAGCACAGACCAAAGAAAAUGGGGAUAUUUUCAUGUGGUUGAAGCAUGAAGCAAUAAGAGGAAAUUCAGCUGCACAGCAACGUCUAGGACAGAUGCUUUUCUGGGGCCAACAAGGCGUGGGAAAAAAUCUAAAGGCAGCUGUGGAAUGGUAUGCAAAGGGCGCUUUGGAAACUGAAGAUCCAGUCUCUUUAUAUGAUUACUCAAUUGUGUUAUUCAAGGGUCAAGGGGUGAAAAGAAAUAGAGGUCUUGCUCUACAGCUGAUGAAAAAAGCCGCUUCAAAGGGACUCCCCCAGGCAGUGAAUGGCCUUGGCUGGUAUUAUCAUAACAUUAAGAGAGAUUAUGCAAAAGCAGCCAAAUAUUGGCUAAAAGCUGAAGCCAUGGGUAAUCCAGAAGCCUCCUUCAACCUUGGUGUUCUGCAUUUAGAUGGAGUGUAUCCAGGAGCUACUGGUAGAAAUCAGACUACUGCUGCUGGCUAUUUCUAUAAAGCAGCGGAAAAAGGUCAUAUCGAAGGGACCUUGCGCUGCUCUCAGUUUUACAUUACAGGAAAUCUACCAAGUUUUCCCAGGGAUCCGGAAAAAGCAGUAAUCUGGGCAAAAUACGUGGCAGAAAAGAAUGGCUAUUUAGGUCAUGUCAUCCAAAAAGCACUCAAUGCAUACCUGGAAUUGUCUUGGAAUGAAGCUCUACUGUAUUACAUUCUCUCUGCAGAGACAGGAAUAGAGGUAUCACAGACAAACCUAGCACAUCUCUGUGAAGAGAAUCCAAACUUGGCAAAAAGAUACUUCACCACUGACUGUGUUUGGAAGUACUACAAUUCCGCUGUUUCUCAAAGCAAUGCUCCCUCAUUUGCUUUCUUGAAAGUAGGAGACUUUUACUACUAUGGCUAUCAGAACCAGUCCAGAAACUUGGAUAUGUCAGCACAUAUGUAUGCACAAGCAGCGCUGAAUGGAGAUGCGCAGGGAUUCUUUAAUUUGGCUCUUCUUCUGGAAGAAGGUUAUUCUAUCCCAACUCAUAUUUUAGAACAUUUAGAAAUUGAGAGCACUGCCCACUCCAGAAAUAUGUCCCUUCGUCAAGAGCUUUAUGAAAGGUGCUGGAAUUACAGCAACGGAGAAUCAGUUAGUCCGUGCACAUUAGCUUUGCUUUAUCUACGCCUGAGGAUUUUGUCAAACAACAUUUUGAAUUCUGAUCUGAUUUACUACAUGGGCUCCUUAUUUGCCUAUUUGUUGGCUGCUUUUGUCAUUCAGCAUUUCUGGUUUCCAUCAGCAGUUAUUCACCCAGAUAUUUCAUCGGUGCCUGAAGGGAGACCUUUCCUUAGAGAUGAAGACCCUAAUCAGAUCAGAUCAGUAGAACAGGAAGUACCUGCUGACCCAAAUGAUUUGGAGGGGAAUCCCUUAAAUUCCCAACAUUCCUGUGCAAGGAGUUGAAACAUGUGGAAGUGUUGCCUUCAGAAGAAAACACCUUCCUUUUCCAAGCAGUAGUAAAAUGGCUCUUUUCUCUUUGGAUUUACGUUGUCUCCAAGAGCCGGUCUGCCUGAUGAGGAAGCAUGCCAUGACCUACAACAAGCCAGCAUUCUUCAAAAUCUAGAGCAAUUGAGGUGAUUGUAAUGAAUAGGAAGAUCAUUUAUGUGAAGCAUUUUGAAUGUUCUCUAAAUUACUAUAUAUCAGCUCCAUUAAGAAGAACAUGCUGCCAUGAGUGCAACCACUUUUGAAUGAGAAUUAAACCAUCCUUCUUAGACCCUGUUUAUUUCCUGAUUUGGGUGCAUAAGGAGUUCAUUAUUUACAUCUGUCUUCAGCUGAUUAUCAAAUACCCCUGUUUGUUUUGUACUGUAUAAUAAUUAAUAAGAAAAAAAGGCUCAUGGUAUAUUAGCUACUUUGUUUAUAUAUUUGAAUGAUCUGGAAUUAAAGGCAAAAUGAUGACAGCGAGUCAAUCAGAGCCAAUCAUCCCAUCGUUCAGGAAAUGCAAUACUGUUAUUCUGAUUAUUGUUUCAUUUGGGAAUAGAAAAAAUGUGAAGGGGAGGAGCAAAUGUUAAUUUUCUGGAGUGGGGGUAGGGAACAGCAGUGAAGUCUGGGCCCGUGUUGCUGUUGAUAAACAUCUACCCCUGUAACUUGAACAGCUCAUUCCCUUUAAAUUAAUUGAGGGACUAAGGAGCCUGAAGACUGGCCAGGAACAUUUCAGCUUUGCUGGGAAUGGGAGAGAGUAUUAAUUAAUGACUCAGAGUUGUGAGACUACAUGGCGAUCAUGCCAUUCAUAUUUUCUUUGACUUGUAAUGGGAUCUUCUGUAUCCACUUCAGAAUAAUUGUUUGGGCCUAAAAGCCUUAAGCAGCUUGUGACUUGGGCAUUUUCAGGACCAUCUUCUUGCAUAUUUUCCUCCUUGCUUACAUUCUCAGCUUUGCUCUGGAUAUCGGAACUGUGGAGUUAAGAAGUUUUAAUACCACACCUUUUUUUAAUGGCCAAUCCCAAUUUUGUGGACUGGAAAUGAUACAAAGAUCCCAACAUUUUAUUUUUCUAGAGCUGGAUUAAAACAUGGUU